Olea europaea var. sylvestris is the source of this 1194-nucleotide messenger RNA. RefSeq lists its product as uncharacterized. Lineage: Eukaryota; Viridiplantae; Streptophyta; Magnoliopsida; Lamiales; Oleaceae. The record is from RefSeq and is a predicted model, not a curated record. The transcript has 4 exons. Bases 1 to 1194 code for a protein of 397 amino acids.
AUGUCAUCAGAGAUAUGUGGAGCAAUAAUGGAUCCAUCUAGUGACAAUCUUGAGCAUGAGGUCACAGUUGUGGCGGUGGCAGAUGCAAGGGAGGUAGAGGAAGGAAGAGUCUUCCGUAACAAGGAGAUAAUGAAAUUGAGCUUGUCGUUUUAUGCAAUCCAGAACAUGUUUGAGUACGUGGUUGUUCGGUCCGAUAAGAAAGACUAUCUUGUAAAAUGUUCACGUGAUGAGUGUAAUUGGAUACGUAGAGCAUCGAAGCUAGCCAAAACAGAUAUGUUUAAAAUCAGAUACAUUGCAGAAGGUCACAUAUGUGCUUCAAACAUCGUACUCAGUACUCAUAGGCAAGUAACAAAGACGAUUGUUUCAACUUGCAUUAAGUACAAGUACACAUCAUCGCGCACAUUAUACACACCGAAUGAUAUACGCAACGAUAUGCUGUAUACAUAUGGAGUAUCUUUGAAUUAUUUCCAAGCUUGGCGAUCUCGAGAGGAAACUCUGAAAGUGCUUAGGGGUGAUCCAACUGAUUCAUUCAAUAAGAUACUUGCCUUUUUUUCUGUGCUACAACAAAUAAAUCCUGGAUCAGUCACAAGUCUAGAAAUUGAUGGUCACAAUAGGUUUAAAUAUUGCUUCAUGGCACUAGGCGCAUCUAUACGGGGAUGGAAACAUUGUAGGCCAAUUGUUGUGGUUGAUGGCACCUAUCUAAAUGGACACUAUGGUGACACCUUAUUCACGUUGAGAAAAGCAUAUGGGGAUAGAGACAGUUUGUGCUUCGUGUCGGAUCGUCACAACAGCAUCAAAAAGGCGAUUGAAAACGUGUAUCCGGGAGCAUGUCACGGGAUAUGUUCGUACCAUCUACUACAAAAUCUAAAAUCACGGUACGGGAGAUCAGGACAAAACAUAACACAAGCAUUCAAUGCAGCUGUUCGUGCCUACACACUAUUGGAAUAUGAAUAUUACAUACAACAACUCGGCUCGAUUAAUGAGAAGAUAAGGGGUUAUCUGGAUGAAGUUGGACUUGAGAGAUGGUCACGUUUCCACAUGCCUUCAAACCGAUAUUCUACAAUGACAUCGAAUAUUGUGGAGUCGGUUAAUGCGGUCACAAAACACAAGGAGGACGCCCAAGGCACUUUUACAACCUUGUCAAUCAAGUAUGAGAAGAAGAUGAGGGAAAUGAGUACAGAUAUAGAAACUUGA